CAUCAAUGAUAGCACCUUUACUACACACUUCCGUCCCUAUUUGUUUCUGACUUAUGAGCUGCUGAAUAUUUUGGUGUCCCAUCGGAGAAAUAUCCACAGUUUUAUAUUCUGGACCAGGACAGGUUCCAUCAGCGCGAGAAGAGAAGAGAAGAGAAGAGAAGAGAAGAGAAGAGAAGAGAAGAGAAGAGAAGAGAAGAGAAGAGAAGAGAAGAGAAGAGUGGAGCGGAGCGGGUGACAAGUCAGUCAGCUAGGGUGACGCCUGAGAGGAGGGUGAGGCCUGAGUGACGGAGAGGGUGUGACCGCGACGUCCGUGACUGUGACAGCCCAGCAGCGUCUCCACGGUAACUAACGAUGCCCUCUGAGUGACAUCAGCAGGACAGGACACCAUAACGCUCAGCAUGAACAGCGAGGAGGAGUUCUAUGACGCCGAGACAGGAUUGGAAUCGGACGACGACUCCUGCGAGGUCAGCUUUAAGGAUGCUGUCUACGAGAACAAACAGACCUCCAAUGGCAACGCACAUCCGGAGAACGGGGUCUGGGAGAGGAGGACGACUCUACCUGCCCCCAUGUUCUCCAGGAACAACUUCAGUGUCUGGGGAUUCCUGAAGAAAUGCAUUGGCAUGGAGUUGUCCAAGAUCACCAUGCCCAUUGCUCUGAACGAGCCCCUCAGCUUCCUGCAGCGCCUGUCUGAGUAUAUGGAGCACACUUACCUCAUCCACAACGCAUGCACUUUGUCAGACUCCAUAGACCGGAUGCAGAUGGUGGCUGCCUUUGCUGUGUCAGCUGUGGCGUCUCAAUGGGAGAGGACUGGGAAGCCCUUCAACCCCCUGCUGGGAGAGACCUACGAGCUCACCAGGGAGGAGGAUGGCUACCGCAUGUUAGCGGAGCAGGUGAGCCACCACCCGCCCAUCAGUGCCUUCCACGCCGAGUCCCUGAACAAGGACUUCCAGUUCCACGGCUCCAUCUACCCCAAGCUCAAGUUCUGGGGCAAGGGCGUGGAGGCCGAGCCCAAGGGCACCAUCACCCUGGAGCUGCUCCAGCACAAAGAGGCGUACACCUGGACAAACCCCUUCUGUUGUGUGCACAAUGUCAUCAUUGGCAAGCUGUGGAUCGAGCAGUAUGGCACUGUUGAGAUAGUCAACCACAGCACCGGGGAGAAGUGUGUGCUGAACUUCAAGGCUUGCGGGAUGUUUGGGAAAGAGCUGCACAAAGUGGAGGGCUACAUCCAAGAUAAGAGCAAGAAGAAGAGGCGAAUCCUGUACGGCAAGUGGACGGAGUGUUUGUACACCAUAGAGCCAAGUGUGUACGACGCCCACAAGAAGGCAGAGAAGAAAUCAGGCGGAGACUCCAAGAAACAGAAGCAGGAGCAGAGUGCAGGUGGAGAUGAUGCUGACGACAUGCCAGAGGUGCAGGAGACGGUGACCAUGAUCCCAGGAAGCACCCUGCUCUGGAGGAUAGCACCGCGACCGCCACACUCAGCUGAGAUGUACAACUUCACUAACUUCGCCAUGACUCUGAACGAGAUGGAGCCCGGCAUGGAAAAGGUGCUGGCACCGACCGACUGCCGCCUCCGCCCUGACAUCAGGGCCAUGGAGAAGGGAGACGUGGAUACCGCGAGCUCGGAGAAGGAGCGACUGGAGGAGAAGCAGAGGGCGUCGAGGAAAGAGCGGGCGAAAGAUGAGGCGGACUGGUCAAACAGGUGGUUCAGCCAGGGUAAGAACCCCCACACUGGCAACCAGGACUGGCUCUACAAGGGCGGCUACUUUGACAGGAAGUUUACUGACAGCCCUGACAUCUACUGAAACGGAAACAAGGGAGAAGACAAGGAGAGGAGGACGGGUUGACUUUGAGCCUCUUUCUUUCUCUCUCUCUCUCUCUCUCUCUCUUUCUCUUUCUCUCUCUCUCUCUCUCUCUUUCGCUUAUUGGACUCAUAUCAUGUGGUCUUUGCUCUAACCUCUCCUCACACCAUCUAGAUAUUUAAACAGAAAUAGUCCUCUAGAAACUGAGAUUGAAUUUAAGCGUAACAGUUUACUGAACUGAUGGAGCUUCUCAUCUUCCACAACAAGGGACUCUUCAACUGGAACCUGGACAUUCAUCUCUCUGUAUCUUUCUGGAUUUUACCUUCUCUCCAUUAUGUAUUUUUAUUUUUGUUUGCUUUGUUUUGUCUUUGGUUAUAGUUUUAUUUUUUAACAAUGGAGGAUUAUAUGUCACAGUUAAGUUGCCAUCUGUGGUUGUUGUCAUGACAACCAUGCUUAAUCCCGCCCCCAGCACUUUUUUGGUGACGUUUUUGGGGCACUCGCCUCAGUCAGGUGUGUGUUUGUUGUUUUUGUUUUUUGUUUUUUUGGGGGGGUGCAACUGUCUCAAUCUUUUCAAAUACUGUGACAUUUUUUUGGUAUUCGGGGCUUUCUCUAAACACUUUCUAACCAGGUUUCAGUCAUUGGGAAAGGAAAAAAGCAAACUAUGGUAUUUAUGACACAAUCAUGAAUCUAUUUAAAGUUUCAAUCAAUUGCCAAUGUUUUCGUCGUGCACACGGUAUGUAAUACCAUUUGUUGUCCACUAACCUGACCUCUGUGAUGGUAGACUCUUGAGAAUGAUGGCCUUGCUUUCUGCGAAAAGCUCCCUCGACAGUUUUUUGGAAUUAGCUUCAAAUACAUUUUAGAUGACAAAUACAUUAGUGGAGUAAGGAUAUUUGCUUCUGAAAUGUUUUGACAAAAAUUGCACCUCAAUGUCAAGCCAAUAUGACUUGUGGUCUCACUAAAACCUCUGCCACACAACAAGCAUGGCCUAUGAAGAGAGUUAAUACAUUUUUAAAAAAAGAUAGACGUAAUCUGAAAUGUUUACUACCGUGCACUGUGUAGGGAACAUAAACAACCACUACAAAUGUUUAACUACUGGUUUAUUUUACAAUUACAAUAACAUAUUUGAUUGCUUAUAAAUGAUGAAUGAAUCACUUGUAGAUAGCAAACAAUGUUUACUGAAGAUGUUGCAUACAAAUACUUUACCAGUUUAUGGAAAUGUGAAAUUGUAACACUUUUCUUAUUAACUGUAAAUAAAUAGCACAUCAUUAAGUGUAUAAUUCAAUAUUGAAUUGUUCACAUUUUAUGAAACGAUAAUUACAUGUGUAAGUAACAUACUUAGCAAUCAUUGACAUAUUAAACCAUUAAUUAACCAUUUGUAGUGGAUGGUUAUUAUAAAGUACUAUCAACAAAAGUGGGGUAUGUUUCUCGAAAGUUGCCAAUGGGAAAUUGCAUUGCAAACAACAAAGUAGGUAACAUAGUUAUUAACUAUGGUUUCGAGAAAUCCAUCCCAGUACAACUUGCUCCCUUCUUACGGUUUUGGACACGGCACACCUGGGGCCUAUACUACAAAGCUGGUUUAGGAGUAAAUCAGGUUAAGUUAAGAGGUAAAUCAUCUUAAUACAUGAGGACUAUCUUCUAUUAGAUGAUUUACUUAACCUGGUUGACUCCUGAACCAGCUUUGUAGUAUAGACCCGUGAUUUACAAUGGGAGGGAUGGGAGGGGGGCGGCCAGUCAACCUCUACCCUAAUUUGAACACCUAAUCUCAGUGAGCAACAGUGGCCUGACCUUGGCAAAACAUUUACAAAACGCACACGCGUUCAGCUAACGUUAUACAAUGUGUAUGCCUAAUAGCCGCACAUGCAUGCUUGACUAUGUUACCUGUACUACAGAUGAUGUUUUUUUUUUCGUUUCCUUUUGGGUUUUACAACUAGAACUCUGGAAUAAUGAAACGCUGCUUCUAAUAAUGAUGUUCUAAUAACUUCCUCAGUAAAGGAAAAAAAAAGUUAUACGGUGGGUUUAUUUUUCACAAUUAUUAUGAACUAAUUAACGUUAAUAUUUUGAAGAGCUUACAAGUGAGAGUGGAUUUGUGGUUGCCAAAGCAGUUAUUUCCUAGAAACUAAAAGCCAUAGAACUUAAGGACUUUAUGGAGGGUGAUUUUUAUUUUUUCAUUUCUACUAUUCUAUCUUCCGGGGUGCAGAAGUGUGGGCUGCUUCGGCAUGCUUUUUUUUGACUGUGAAUACACAGAAGUGAAGACACUGUCAAGACACACGCACACAGACACACACUCUCUCUCAACAUACAUCUACUGAACACACGCACACACACACAUGCACACACACACACACAUGCACAUAGCACCUAACAUACAGUAGUUUCUCUUUUUAUAUUCAGUGCAUAAUUAGCAGGGAGAGACAUAUACUGCAAAUGGAAUUACCGGGUGGUGAAUGUAUAUGUCGUGGAUCUGCUGAGUCU
Molecule: messenger RNA, 4271 nt
Organism: Engraulis encrasicolus (European anchovy)
Lineage: Eukaryota; Metazoa; Chordata; Actinopteri; Clupeiformes; Engraulidae
Product: oxysterol-binding protein-related protein 2-like
Exons: 14
Coding region: 399-1802 (467 amino acids)
Cellular component (GO): intracellular membrane-bounded organelle; perinuclear endoplasmic reticulum; cytosol
Molecular function (GO): cholesterol binding
Source: RefSeq, a predicted model, not a curated record